AUGUUAAUUGGCGUUCGGGCGAUUGAGCUGAAAACAAGCACCGUAUUCCGCUGGAGCAAUGGUCAGACAGCUCAUUUCAUAAACUUCAUCCAGAAGCAUGGGGCAAACGCCCGUACGACUGCCGACUUGAAUCCUCUGCUGGUUCUUCUCAAUCUGGACGGAUACAAGGGCAUCAGAACGCACGAGGAUAAGGAUGUUGAGGGCAUCCUCGUGGAAAAGAUCAAACUAAACUUCGCAAUAGUGAGAAGAAGAUGCGUGAAUAAAUCGGAGGAGACGAGAACCCAAGUGCCACGUUACAAUCUUUCCGAAACACGUCAGCAACUAAGCCAACGGUAUAUUGCUGAGUCGCCUAAUUUGCGCAAGCCACACGGAAGCCAAUCAGGCGUAUUCAGCAGGCCUGAGCCUGAGCUACAGAAACCCGCUGUUUCUAGGGGCCCUCCGUUAUUGAAGUUCCCCAGAGAUGCAAAUCAAGGCACUUCCGCUGCUCGCGUUUCACAACCAAGUAGCCCUACCGUCAGGCCGGAACACCCUUACCUGAAGGUGCCCAAGAGUGAAUCGGGACCUUCGCAAGGGGAUGCCAAACCUACGGUGCAAUAUUCGAGUAGCUCGUUGGGAGCUGCAAGAACGAUUCCAUUGAAGCAAACUGCCAGGAAGAGCAAAGCAGAACGUAUUUUUGAGACCAGGCAGGCAUUUGACGAAACGCUGCUUGAAGUCGACCAAGAGCCCGACGAAGAGGAGGACGACGAGCUGUAUGAUCUCAUGGCAGCACUACUGAAAAUGAGUCGAAACUACUUGUAUAAGAAAGGUGUUGUCCCUCUCCUGGACCUGGCUGAUGGGCAUACUUGA
Messenger RNA from Truncatella angustata, 846 nucleotides. RefSeq lists its product as uncharacterized. Lineage: Eukaryota; Fungi; Ascomycota; Sordariomycetes; Amphisphaeriales; Sporocadaceae. The transcript is spliced from 3 exons. Bases 1 to 846 code for a protein of 281 amino acids. The record is from RefSeq and is a predicted model, not a curated record.